This is a messenger RNA of Quercus lobata, 1486 nucleotides long. RefSeq names its product PI-PLC X domain-containing protein At5g67130-like. The coding region runs from base 131 to 1177 and encodes 348 amino acids. Gene Ontology annotation, molecular function: phosphoric diester hydrolase activity. Lineage: Eukaryota; Viridiplantae; Streptophyta; Magnoliopsida; Fagales; Fagaceae. Gene Ontology annotation, biological process: lipid metabolic process. The transcript has 8 exons. The record is from RefSeq and is a predicted model, not a curated record.
AUUUCUCAAAAAAAAAUAAAAACUAUACAUUAUAAAAUUUUGGGGAGGCCGUCUUGGCUCCAACAUAGGUCCAUCCAUGAUAUUGAUUCAAAACACUUAUUUUUCUCUGUAAUCCAACCACAUACCAGAGAUGGAGAGAAUAAUCUUAGCUGCAACUCUGUGUGUGGCAGCUCUUCUCUUUGGCUGUACCACUGCGGGCAAGGAGGGACAAACAUGUUUCCAAAGCCAAAACUGCGACCCGGGUUUGCACUGUGAGGUUUGCCUCUCAGCUGGCGUAAGGCCACGCUGUACUCGAACACAACCCAUCAGUCCCACUUCUAAGGUGAAGGGUUUGAAGUUUAACAGGUACUCAUGGCUUACCACGCACAAUGCAUAUGCGAGGAUAGGAGUGAAGUCAGGGACAGGCUCUAUAAUUCUGGCUCCCACAAACCAGGAGGACUCCAUUACUUCUCAGCUCCAAAAUGGAGUUCGAGGGUUGAUGCUUGAUACUUACGACUUCAAGGAUGAUAUUUGGUUGUGUCAUGGCCAAUGUAGCGACGUUACAGCUUUUCAACCAGCCAUUAAUGUUCUGCAAGAGAUUAAAAUCUUUCUUGAAGCAAACCCAUCGGAGAUAAUCACCAUUAUCCUUGAAGACCAUGUUACAUCAACAAAUGGCCUAACUAAAGUGUUUGAUGCCGCUGGCUUAAGGAAAUUCUGGUUUCCAUCAAGUCGAAUGCCAGGACAUGGUAAAGAUUGGCCAACAGUUGAUAAUAUGGUGAAUAAAAAUCAGCGCUUAGUAGUUUUCACUUCAAACCAAACUAAGGAGGCAUCUGAAGGGAUUGCCUAUCAGUGGAAAUACACAGUAGAAAACCAAUACGGGAAUGGUGGUAUGAUAGAUGGCUUGUGCCCAAACCGCUCCGAAUCGCCUCCCAUGAACACGACCUCGAGGUCACUAGUUGUAGUGAACUAUUUCCGGAGUGUCCCAAAUAUAAUUGAAGCUUGCAAAGAUAAUUCAGCUCCGCUACUUGGUAUGCUGGAUUCGUGUUAUAAGGCAGCGGGUAAUCGGUGGCCUAAUUUCAUUGCUGUUGAUUUCUACAAGAGGAGUGCUGGUGGUGGAGCCUCAGCCCCAGAAGCUGUAGAUGUAGCAAAUGGUCAUUUAGUUUGUGGGCAUGGAAAUAUAGCCUAUUGCAAGGUAUGAAAUAAGAACAAAUCAGUUUCCUUUUGUUUUUCUCUUUUUUAAUAUUCAUGAACUUAUUAGAAAGUUAGAAAUUGGCAAAGAUUUAAGUCCAAACACUUGAAGGUUAUUAAAAUAUGACAGUUCUGGAGCACCUAGCCCCUCUAGGCCCCAGUAGCCAAUAUAUGUAAAUUAUGUAUCAGUAACACAUGAAUCCAGCUUUGCAUAUUAGCAGCAGAAACAGUUCAAAGGCCCUGCACCCAAUAUAUGUAUUAGUUAACUUUUGGUGGUUAUCAUUGUCAAUAUGAAUAUAGAAAUUACACUCUUCAUUUU